AGCGGCGCCCUGACGAGGGCCUCUUGUCCGUUGAAGGUGAUAAAGGCCCUGCAGUCAAAGCACCACUACGGCGAGGGAGAAGCCCGCGCCAUCUGCGAUAAGGUGCAGGCCAAGCUCCUCAAGGAGUGUCACGAUCCCGCCAAGAUGUGCAUCACGGACCUGCGGAUUUCGCACUGGGAGGAGGCCAUCCAAGAGACGAUCGGGGGGGAGGCGAACCGAAACCUGGCCGCCGAGUGCUAUUUCCUGUGGAAAACGACCCGCCUCCAGCACCUCACCCUGGGCGAGGACACGAGGGGCAUGCUCACCGAGCUGCGGAAGGUGGUCCGCCUGCUGCUCCUGACCAACGGCGACAAGCAGACGCAGAGGGAGAAGAUCGAAGCGUGCGCCUGCCAGCCCUACUUCGACGCCAUCGUUGUGGGGGGAGAGCAGAAGGAAGAGAAGCCGGCGCCAUCCAUAUUCCAUUACUGUUGCGAUCUCCUGGGGGUGCAGCCCGCAGAGUGUGUGAUGGUUGGCGACUCUUUAGAUACAGAUAUUCAAGGAGGCCUGAAUGCUGGCUUGAAAGCAACUGUCUGGUUAAACAAAGCCAUGACAACCCCGGUAGAUACCUUUCCGGUACCUCAUUACAUUAUUUCUUCUGUUCUGGAUCUUCCAGCAGUUUUACAGAAGAUGGAGCACAAAAUGAAUGCUAAGUUAGGAACUGACCAUACGGCUGGUACUGAUGAAGCACACUGA
This is a messenger RNA of Eurypyga helias (sunbittern), 732 nucleotides long. It is a transcript of the gene NANP, whose product is annotated as N-acetylneuraminic acid phosphatase. The transcript has a single exon. Lineage: Eukaryota; Metazoa; Chordata; Aves; Eurypygiformes; Eurypygidae. The annotation marks the transcript as partial. The record is from RefSeq and is a predicted model, not a curated record.